This is a messenger RNA of Cornus florida, 6191 nucleotides long. RefSeq lists its product as uncharacterized. The transcript is spliced from 2 exons. The record is from RefSeq and is a predicted model, not a curated record. The coding region runs from base 2232 to 3323 and encodes 363 amino acids. Lineage: Eukaryota; Viridiplantae; Streptophyta; Magnoliopsida; Cornales; Cornaceae.
GCAUAUGUGCUUUAUCAUUUCACAGCUUCUAUGAGGGUCCUCAAGUGUAUAUCACUGCUACUAUAAGUUUCAGUAUCUCAAACCUGUUACAUUCAGUUUUCUACUGCUAUAAAGUCUUGACUAUGAACUGUGAAUGUGAUUGUCCUUCUGAGAUUUAAGUUUAUAAUGUCUGAGCAUACUUAAAUUUUUUAUUAGAGGUUGCUUAAGUUGAGUAGAAGUCAGAGAAUUGACAUAUAGUAAUUUUGGUAUGGUGAACCACACAAAGUUGAGCUGAAAAAGUUUACAAGGCUGGUUUGAGAGUUGAAAUUGUAAUAUAUGUGUAUGGUUGAUAUGCUAUUCAUCUAAGAAUAUCUAUACUGUUAAUAUACACUUAAGAGGGUCGAAAUCCAGUGCUUUGUAGUGGUGAAAUACCAAGUUUGCCCUCGAAAUAGUGCUGCUGCAGAAUUUGUUUUGUAAAGCCUUCAUUGAACUCUUUUGAGCUUCAAAUUUGUAUUAACCUGCUGUAAACUGUGAAGUAUUAUUGUGAGCAAGUUUUAUAUGAUGAUAGAAAGCUGUGGGAAUUAAAUUCAAGAUGGUUCAGUCUCAAAUUUACAGUUUUACCCCUGGAAACCAGAAUAUUGCAGUUACACUCUUCAGGACAAUUACAAUUUAUUAUUUAGCUGCUGUUUGAGCUGUAGGGUUGAGCCCUAGUUCAUUUAUCUUAUCCCAGCUUUAAACUAAGUGUAAUUCAUUAUUUUCAAGAUGAGAGAGCCCCUGGUUGUUGUGGAUAUGAAGCUUCAUAAGGCAGUGUCUAGUUAGAACUGAAAAUCAGGUUUUAAACCGUAAAAGUGGUUGUGGUGAGCAACUAUUGUGAUAUCUUGCUGUUCUAUUCUUAUCAAUCAUUUGGGCAAGUGUAUUUAGGCUAUUGACUGGGGGAGUGAAGUUUGAGCUGUUUGUCGAGCUAGUUUACAGUUUUACCCUUUGAAGCUACAAAGCUAGGGUUUGUUGAGGUUGAGGCUGUUUAAGUGAUUGCAUUGAGCUACCUUACUUGUUUAUCUAUCUUCAUCAAUUAAGCAAGUGUAAUUUAGUGAUAUACAGCUUUGGGAGCCAUUCACAGGCCUAAACAAAAGCUACAUUGUGAAGAGACCAUUCUACCCUUGAGAUUGUGGUUUAAGUCUUUUGUGAAGUGUCAUUGUUACAUCUUGCUCCAAGUUGAGCAGGGUUAUAUGAAGAUAUCAAGGCUAUGGGUGACAAGUGCAGGUCAGUUCUGAAGCUACAAAGUGAAGUUACUUUUUUACCCUUUGUUUUAGGGUUCAUCUCAUUGUGCACUUAAUGUGAUCUACCUUGCUGAGCUUAUUGAAGAAGACAUUUGUGCAAGUGUUAUUUGGCUAUACAGAGCUGUAGAAGUCCAUUGCAGGCCAUUCUUGGAGAUGCAUUGUGAAGUUACUUCAUUACCCUUGAUUUUAGGUUUUUUGCCUUGUGGGAGCUAUUUUGUUCUACCUUGCUUAUCUAAUUGUGUAUUCCAUACAAGCAAGUGUAAUUGACUUAUUCAAGGUUGUGGGAACCUAGUUUGAUCAUCAAGUGAAGCUGCAUUGUGAGUUGACAGAUCUAUCCCUCUAUUACAGAAAAGUGAAGUUAGGGUUUCUUGUGUUGCUUAGGCUGUGUAUUCAUUCUUAUCUUGUGUUGCUGCUUAAGUAUUCUGUAUUUGGUGUGUUAACACCUUCUUUCAUUUUUGAUUAGCUCUUGGGAGCUUUUAUGUCCAAGCAUAGGGGCUGUGGACUGGGGGAGUGCCUGUGUGCACAUUGUUGAUCUUAUGUGUGUAUAGAGGGAGUGAAAGUCAGUGUCCUAGUGAGUACAAGGUGGUUGGAAAGUGGGGCAACUGAGUGAGUAACUACUUGUAUGCAACAAGUGAAGAUAGUGAGCUAGUGAGUGUGGAUUGGUUGUGAAAGCUAGUAUCUAUUCUUGUUCAAGGGUGUGUGCAGUGAGUGAGAUAUCUGAGUGUGUAACAAGGUUCAUACUACUACUGGAGGCAUUUAUUGGCUGAGGCCAAGAACCAAGGUUUUUCCCUUUUGAAAGGGUUUCCUUGUAUAUCUUGUGUUAUGUGCUUAUUGUGUGUUUGAUUGGUAUUGUUAAUUGAAAAGCAAAAGGUUUAGUAAGACCAAUUCGCCCCCCCUCUUGGUCUAACAAGUGGUAUCAGAGCUCUGGUCUGUAAUUCUAAGGACUUAACAAUCUUAUAGUAAAGACUUGGGUUAAUGGAAGAAGGUCAAUACAUUCACCAAGCUCCUUUGUUUGAUGGUGCUGAUUUUGACACUUGGAAAAUCAAGAUUAAAGCAUAUCUAAUGUCACAAUCCUAUGAUGUGUGGCAUGCUGCCACAAAAGGGGUAUCUAGUCCCAAUGAAGAAGAAUUAUCAAAUGAUUCAAGGGCAAGACAGAUUCUAUUUAGUGGUCUCAAGUACAAUGAACUGAUUAAGGUUGAAAACUAUCAAUCCUCCAAGGAUAUGUGGGACUCACUCAAUUCAAUAUAUGAUGUCAAUGAUGGCUUUGAAGUUCCUGAAUCAUUCAAUGGUGUAAGAACUACUAUGGCAAAUCAAUGGUAUAAAGGUGAAGCUCAAAGAAAUGUGGAUGAAGAGAAUAUUUGUAUUGAAGCCUUCAAGUGUUCAACUUUGCUCUCCUUCUCUCUUAUUGUGUUCAACACUAUUAUGCUAAAGUCAAAGGAAUUCCUAUGGAAGAAGAUAAUAGAAGAUGAAAGUCCUCCAAUGCUUGUGAUAAAUGAAAUGGAAUAUGAGAAAGAUUCAGCUGAUAAGGUGAAUUCUGUUGUUGAUUCACUCAAACACAAGAAGAAAGGGGUAGAAGUUUCAUUAACAAGGUGUUCAUCCUCUCAUGUCUUACAAGAAAGAUGGAAGAAAGUCUUUAACAGAAGGUACAAGAAACAUUUCAUUAAGAUCAAAAUGAUGAAGCCAGCUUGGAAGCUAUCUUCAAUGAAGCUGUUAAUGCAUACAAUUCCUAGGAUCUGUAAUGUAAAAAGGAAAUGGAUUUGGGAUGAUAAUUGCUUAAGUCUUUUGAAGAUAAGGAUAGAACCUCAAACUCAAUGCACUAGUGAAGAAAAAUCAAGACUAUCAAAGUUUGAAAUCUCUUACACAAGAAAUUACUGGCCUCACUAUUCUAUAAAUUCAAGAACUCUCAAGGUUGAAUUAAUUCUAAAAUCCACUCAGCUUCAAAGCUUUACAAGACCACCUCCUCUCAGAGACAAGGGUUUCCAUGAUCAUUGUAUGUUCAUUGUUUUCCAACUUCACAACUCUAUAAGACCUCCUCUCCUCAGAGACAAGAUCUUCAGUUAUUGGUGAAUGUCUUUUGUUGUUGUUUUGCUGGUUCUGUUACUUGGUUUGAAAGAACAAAUGGACUUGAAAUUUGGUCUGUAGCUCAGACAAAUUAAGGACAAGUAAGAGUAUCUGGGGUGUCUUUAUCUUUAAAAAGGUCUUACACAUUCUUUCUUGAGUUGGUAUCAAUUUUCAUAUCUCAAAUCUGCCUUAUUCUUCAAUAUCUGGUGCAUAGCUGCUGUGUAUGUGCUUAUUUGUUUUUCAUCUUGAUCUUACAUGAUUCAUUAACAUUUGAUCAUGUUUAAAAUGGUAUAUCAAGGAUGUACAACCUAUUAUUCAUCUCAGUAUGUUAGCCCUACAUAUAUUGCACUGAAAAACCCUUGUGUUUUAAGGUUUUGGACUGAUUUAUCUUAAAGUUGUGAGGGAACUUUGAUGCACUUGUUAUCUAUGUACUGAACAUCAUUCAAGCAAGUUUAUAUUUUUUAUUCAAGUCUGAAGAGAUUGAAUUAAGGGUUGUGUAGCCUCAAACUUUCAAAUUUGCCCUUUGACAGUAGGCUCCUGCUGUAACUACCUUUGAACAGGGUUUUAGGUUGUAAUAUAUGUAUAUAUAUUGAUGUGCUAGACAUCUGGGCCCUUGUGUGAAGAUCAGUGAAGUGUGUGAGAAUAUCUUCCAAGCCUGUGACAUUGUAAAAUACCAUUUGUACCCUCAAAAUAGACGUAUCACAACAGCAACAAAACAGAACCUGUAGUGAGCUGUUUGGUAUCUGUAUCUAAAGUGAGAGCUAAGAACUGAAAUUAUUCUACAUUGUUCUGUCACUGUGAUCCUCCUCAUAGCAUAUGUAGAAAGGUGAUAAAAGUUUGUGAGAACUAAAUUCAAGCCUGGAACAGUGUUCAAUUUCAACUUUACCCUUCAGUUGAGACAUUAUGCAGAAAUUGUGUUUAGAGACUAAAACUAUUAUAUCAUGCAUGGAUCUUUGUACUAAACAUCUUAGCUUCUGUAUAAUGAUGGUUCAAGGUUCAAAGAUUAUUGUUUAGGCCUAAGGAUCUGCAAAAUUCCAUUUAUUUCCUUGGAUCCUUAAUAUCACAAGUCUAUUAUUUACUGAAAAUUGGCUGAAGUACACUAUCAGUGUUGGUCCUUACUGAAUUCAAUAUGUCAAGCUUCUGAAUUAGUAUUUAACCCUCUUCGAAGUUCAGAAUUUGAAAGUGUUUGUCCCUAUGCCCUUUUGAAUUUCAAUGUCAAAAAGAGGGAGAAUUGAAACUAGAAGAGAGUGUUUGGGGGCUUUGGGGUUUUUGACAUUAAAAGGCAAAAGGGGUAGAUUGUUUGUUCUAUUGGUUUUGCUCUUUUAAUGUCAAAAGAACAAGUGGUUUGAUGUGCUAUCUACUAAGGACUAUUCACAAGGGCAUAAAGGGCAUUUAUGUCAUUCUACAGAAGUAUAUGGUCAACCUAUAUUUUUCUAAGAUAGUGCAUUGUGUAUUAGAGCUGAUAGGUAAAAUUCUAAGGACUUAAAUGUGGCUGUAAAACAGUAUGUGACAUGUGGAGUCUUCAAGGGCAGCAUCGACAAUUCAGCACUGUGAAUAACUUGCUACCACGUAGCCUUGUGGUCCUGCAGUGAGAGAGGAGUACGUAUAUUCAUUGGCUAGUGAUGAAUAAGAUCUUAUCCAUACUAGGGUUUUGGAAUGAACACUAUAAAGGUGCUCUAUGAGCAUUGUGUAGGUCUGCCUCUUUUGAAAAAGCCAAAGGGCUGAAAAUGAGCUGAAAAAUGAAAAACUCUCGAGAGACCAUAUGAAGACAUUUUUGUGAGAGUUUAAUCUAUCAAGAGAGCCUAUUUAAUCCUGAAAAUUCUACUAGCAAAUGUAUACAAUUUGAAGAUGAAGAAUGAUGCUGAUAGAUGCUGAAUUCAUGAUGCAAAUUGAAGUAUAAGAAGGCUCAAAUUUGCUGUGGUCGAUUCUUGAGCUGAAACAAGGUUUGAGCAUAUGUGCUUUAUCAUUUCACAGCUUCUAUGAGGGUCCUCAAGUGUAUAUCACUGCUGCUGGUUGUAUGAAGAUAUCAAGGCUGUGGGCGACAACUGUAGGACAGUUCUGAAGCUACAAAGUGAAGUUACUUCGUUACCCUUGGUUUUAGGGUUUAUCUCAUUGUACACUUAAUGUGAUCUACCUUGCUGAGCUUAUUGAAUAAGACAUUUUUGCAAGUGCUAUUUGGCUAUACAGAGCUGUGGAAGUCCAUUGCAGGCCAUUCUUGGAGCUGCAUUGUGAAGUUACUUCAUUACCCUUGAUUUUAGGGUUUUUGCCUUGUGGGAGCUAUUUUGUUCUACCUUGCUUAUCUAAUUGUGUAUUCCAUACAAACAAGUGUAUUUGACUUAUUCAAGGCUGUGGGAACCUAUUUUGAUCAUCAAGUGAAGCUGCAUUAUGAGUUGACAGAUCUACCCCUCUAUUGCAGAAAAGUGAAGCUAGGGUUUCUUGUGUUGCUUAGGCUGUGUAUUCAUUCUUAUCUUGUGUUGCUGCUUAAGUAUUCUAUAUUUGGUGUGUUAACACCUUCUUUAAUUGUUGAUUAGCUCUUGAGAGCUUUUAUGUCCAAGCAUAGGGGCUGUGGACUGGGGGAGUGCCUGUGUGCACAUUGUUGAUCUUGUGUGUGUAUAGAGGGAGUGAAAGUCAGUGUCCUAGUAAGUACAAGGUGGUUGGAAAGUGGGGCAGCAGAGUGAGUUAUUACUUGUAUACAGCAAGUGAAGAUGGUGAGUUAGUGAGUGUAGAUUGGUUGUGAAAGCUAGUAUCUAUUCUUGUACAAGGGUGUGUGCAGUGAGUGAGAUAUUUGAGUGUGUAACAAGGUUCAUACUACCUGUAGUGCAUGUCAAAUUGGCUAACAAAUUAAGUCUUCAUUUAAAAGAAAAAAAGACAUAA